Aspergillus oryzae RIB40 is the source of this 315-nucleotide messenger RNA. RefSeq lists its product as uncharacterized. The coding region runs from base 1 to 315 and encodes 104 amino acids. The record is from RefSeq and is a predicted model, not a curated record. The transcript is spliced from 2 exons. NCBI's taxonomy places the organism in Eukaryota, Fungi, Ascomycota, Eurotiomycetes, Eurotiales, Aspergillaceae.
AUGUACAGGGAGAUGUUCCGCAGCAAACCGGGCGGCGAUCUGCUGCGGAGACUCCGGUCUAAAAGUUGCCGGGCUCUUGCGAACGCUCUCGAGAGCAUUGUGAGAAUGGGCAGUAUACCUCCCAAUCUUGUCCUUUACGGAACCAACUUCGGGUGGCUCUUCGGCUUCAACAUCGGGAUGGGGACCCGGGCCGAGAUCAUGUCUGUUGACAUCAGCGGCUCCUCCGGUUCUGUGUGCGACUGCAGUAACCAUAUAUUAACCGACCGGCUCAUGGCAUCCAUUCUACUUGGCAAAACAAAUUCAAUGACUCUGUGA